AUGAUUUAAAGUUAGAGCAGAUUAUAAAAUCAGAUAUGUGGAAAGAAUUAGGAAAUAGGAUUUAGAAAGAAACUUGAAGUACAAAAAUUAAAAAUGAAAAUACAUAAAAACUAGAAUAAACUUGAUAAAAAAUCAGAAUAUUAUGAUUUAGCUAUAUAGAAAAACCUUGAAGAAUCUAUCUAUUAUUUUAACAAAGGUGUAGUAAAAUUUUUAUAAUUUCCUAGCUAAUACUUUAUCGGAUAUGAAUAGACUUAAAGAAGCAUUGGAGUAUUAUGAUCUAGCUAUUUAAAAGAAUCCAGAAGAUUCUGGGUAUUAUUUUGGAAAAGGUAAUAAUUUGAUCUUUAGAUACAUAGCAAAUGCUUUAUUUGAACUGAAUAGAUUUUAGGAAGCAUUAGAAUACUUUGAUAAAGCAAUUAAUAAAAAUGGAGAAUAUUCAAUGUAUUACUUUAAUAAGGGUAUUAAGAAAAUAUGAUAAAUUUUAGCCAAUGUGUUAUUCAACAUGAAUCGAUUAUAAGAAGCAUUAAAACAUUUUGACAAAGCAAUUAAAAAAGACCCAACUAAUUCAAUUUACUUCACUAACAAAGGUAAAUAACAAUUAUUAAUUUUCAGCAAUUACUUUAGAUGAUCUUAAUAGAUAUGAAGAAGCAUUAGAAUAAUUUGAUUUUGCAAUUUAAAAAAACCCGUAAAAUUCAGAUAAUUAUGCUGCUAAAUGUUUUAACCUUCAUUUAUUAAUUAUAAGCUCGAACUUUAUUUAAAAUGAAUAGAUUUGAAGAAUCAUUAAAAUAUUAAGAUUAUGCAAUUUAAAAAAAUCCAGAAGAUUCGAAUAAUUUUGCUGACAAAGGUUUGAAUUAAGAAUUAUAAAAUUUAGCUCAUAUUUUAAAGAAAAUGAAUAGAUUUGAAGAAGCAUUGCAAUAUUAUGAUUUAGCAAUUGAUAAGAACCCAGAAAAUUCAGACCAUUAUGCUGAAAAAGGUACUAAAGCAUACUAAUUAUAUUUUAGCUAAUGCUUUACAUAAAAUGGGUAGAUUUGGAGAUGCAUUGUAAUACUAUGAUUUUGCAAUUUAAAAAAAUUCAGAAGAUCCAAAUAUUUAUGCUGCUAAAGGUAUGAAGUCAUAGCUAUGAAAAUUUUAGCUAGUGCUUUACAUGAUAUGAAUAGAUUUGAAGAAGCUUUACAGUAUUUUGAUAUAGCUAUUUCAAAAAACCCAGAAGAUUCAAUUAAUUAUGCUGCCAAAGGUACGAAGAAUUAAUCUUUAAAAUUAAGCAAAUACUUUAAAUGAUUUAAAUAGAUUCGAAGAGGCUUUAGAGUAUUAUGAUUUUGCCAUCUAAAACGACCCUGAUCUCGCUGAUCAUUAUGUUAAUAAAGGUAUCGAAGAAAUAAUAUUAAAUUUUAGCUUUUACUUUAUGUAAAAUGACUAGAUUUGAAGAUGCAUUAUAAUGUUAUGGUUAUGCUAUUGAAAUAAAUCCAGAAAAUUCAGAUAAUUAUGCUAAUAAAGGUUUAGAAUAAAUAUAACUUUUAAGCCAAUACCUUAAAUGAAUUGAAGAGAUUUAAAGAAGCAUUAGAGUAUUAUGAUUGUGCUAUUGAAAAAAAUCCUGAAAAUUCAAAUAAUUAUGCUAAUAAAGGUAUUCUAAUAAUUAAUAACAUUUAGCUAACACCUUACAUAAGAUGAAGAGAUUUGAAGAGGCUUUAAAAUAGUAUAAUUUAGCUAUUUAAUAAAAUCCAGAAAAUUCAAAAUAUUUCUUUAGUAAAGGUAUUCUUAAUCAAUAUCAAAUUUUAGCGAACAUUUUAAACGAAAUGAAUAAAUAUUAAGAAGCAUUAGAAUAUUACGAUUUUGCUAUUUCAAAAAACCCUUAAAAUUCAGAUAACCAUGCCGCUAAAGGUCGUAAAAAGAAUUAUUAAAUUAUUAGCUAAUACUUUAUAGAAAAUGAAUCGUUAUGAAGAAGCUUUAGAAUAUUAUGAUAAAGCCAUAAGCAACAACCCAAAUGUGUCUCAUUAUUUUGCUAAUAAAGGUAUUAUAAUACAAUCAUUUAAUUUUAGCUGCAACUUUACAUAAAAUGGGGAGAUUUGAGGAGGCUUUGUAGUAGUAUAAUUAAGCUAUUUAAUAAGAUCCAGAAAUUUCAACGUAUUUUUUUAAUAAAGGUAUUAAAAUUUAAUAUUAAAUGUUAGCUGUUACUUUAGAAGAAAUGAGUAGGUAUGAAGAGGCAUUAAAAUAUUAUGACUAUGCUAUUCAGAAAAAUUCACAAGAAUCAAGAUAUUUUAUAAACAAAGGUAUCAUUUAGCAACAAUAUUCAAUUUUUUAGCUGAAACAUUACAAAAACUAAAUAAAUUUGAUCAAGCAUUAAAUUAAUACGAUUAUCCUCUUUAAUAAAAUCCUGAAAAUUCUAAAUACUUCUUUUAUAAAGGUAUUUAUUGAUUUUCUGUAAUUAUAGCUAACACUUUNAGUAUUUUGAUAUAGCUAUUUCAAAAAACCCAGAAGAUUCAAUUAAUUAUGCUGCCAAAGGUACGAAGAAUUAAUCUUUAAAAUUAAGCAAAUACUUUAAAUGAUUUAAAUAGAUUCGAAGAGGCUUUAGAGUAUUAUGAUUUUGCCAUCUAAAACGACCCUGAUCUCGCUGAUCAUUAUGUUAAUAAAGGUAUCGAAGAAAUAAUAUUAAAUUUUAGCUUUUACUUUAUGUAAAAUGACUAGAUUUGAAGAUGCAUUAUAAUGUUAUGGUUAUGCUAUUGAAAUAAAUCCAGAAAAUUCAGAUAAUUAUGCUAAUAAAGGUUUAGAAUAAAUAUAACUUUUAAGCCAAUACCUUAAAUGAAUUGAAGAGAUUUAAAGAAGCAUUAGAGUAUUAUGAUUGUGCUAUUGAAAAAAAUCCUGAAAAUUCAAAUAAUUAUGCUAAUAAAGGUAUUCUAAUAAUUAAUAACAUUUAGCUAACACCUUACAUAAGAUGAAGAGAUUUGAAGAGGCUUUAAAAUAGUAUAAUUUAGCUAUUUAAUAAAAUCCAGAAAAUUCAAAAUAUUUCUUUAGUAAAGGUAUUCUUAAUCAAUAUCAAAUUUUAGCGAACAUUUUAAACGAAAUGAAUAAAUAUUAAGAAGCAUUAGAAUAUUACGAUUUUGCUAUUUCAAAAAACCCUUAAAAUUCAGAUAACCAUGCCGCUAAAGGUCGUAAAAAGAAUUAUUAAAUUAUUAGCUAAUACUUUAUAGAAAAUGAAUCGUUAUGAAGAAGCUUUAGAAUAUUAUGAUAAAGCCAUAAGCAACAACCCAAAUGUGUCUCAUUAUUUUGCUAAUAAAGGUAUUAUAAUACAAUCAUUUAAUUUUAGCUGCAACUUUACAUAAAAUGGGGAGAUUUGAGGAGGCUUUGUAGUAGUAUAAUUAAGCUAUUUAAUAAGAUCCAGAAAUUUCAACGUAUUUUUUUAAUAAAGGUAUUAAAAUUUAAUAUUAAAUGUUAGCUGUUACUUUAGAAGAAAUGAGUAGGUAUGAAGAGGCAUUAAAAUAUUAUGACUAUGCUAUUCAGAAAAAUUCACAAGAAUCAAGAUAUUUUAUAAACAAAGGUAUCAUUUAGCAACAAUAUUCAAUUUUUUAGCUGAAACAUUACAAAAACUAAAUAAAUUUGAUCAAGCAUUAAAUUAAUACGAUUAUCCUCUUUAAUAAAAUCCUGAAAAUUCUAAAUACUUCUUUUAUAAAGGUAUUUAUUGAUUUUCUGUAAUUAUAGCUAACACUUUAUUGAAUCGAUAACAAUUAAAAAGUUAAAUAUAAAAAAAAUGAAUAGAUUUGAAGACGCAUUAUAUGAAUAUAAUUAAGCAAUUCAAUUAAACCCAUAAGAUUCAGAUAAUUAUGUUGCUAAAGGUAUUCAAUUUAAAAGCAUUCAACUUAGCUAAUGUUUUAUUUGAUAUGAAUAGAUUUGACGAGGCAUUGGAAUAGUAUGAUAAUGCGAUUAAAAAAAACUCCAACGAUUCAAGAUAUUUUGGAAACAAAGGUAAUAAUACAUUAGCUAAUAUUUAGCUAAUACUUUAGUUAAAAUGAAAUAAUUUAAAGAAGCAUUAGAAUAGUAUGAUUAUGCUAUUAAGAUUAACCCAGAAAAUCCUACGUAUUUCUUUAAUAAAGGUCUUAAAAAUCAAAUAUUAAACUUUAGCUGUUACUUUAGAGGAAAUGAAUAGAUAUGAGGAGGCCUUAGAAUAUUAUGAUUAUGCUAUUUAGAGAAAUCCAACAGAUUAAAGAUAUUAAAAAAAUAAAUGUAUAAACAAGAAACAAAUAUUUUUUUUUUUAGCUAAAGUCUUAGAAGAAUUAAAAAAAUUAUAAUAAGCCUAAUAGUAGGAAAGUAAUGCAGUUCAAACUAACUUAAAUUAUUCAAACUAUUAAUCCAUAUGA
Messenger RNA from Paramecium octaurelia, 4346 nucleotides. The record is from the annotation of a GenBank genome assembly. Lineage: Eukaryota; Ciliophora; Oligohymenophorea; Peniculida; Parameciidae.